CGUAAGAACUCUGAUAUUUUUCGACCCCAAAAAGAGCGAAAGAAAAAAAACGGGUUUUUCAAUUUCUUUUCAAGAUUUGGUCUCUGCUUCAAAUCCAAAGAGGAGUGAUUGUUUUUUCGAGUCAUGAAUUUAGGGGCCCUAGCCUGGGCUAUAGUGUUAGGUGCCGCCAUCAACCAAAUAGAUGCAAGGGCAGGACGACACAAGAGACAGUUUGAUGGUGGCUUCGGAGGAGGAGGAUCGAAUCCAUUUGGACCCGGAACCUCAGGUGCUUGUAAACCAUUAGCCGCUCCGACAGAUGGACAAAUAAACUGCGGAGAUUCUACUAUAUUUUAUCGGUGUACGGCCCAGUGUAACUCUGGCUAUGAAUUUGAUAAUGGCGACACCACCAUACAAAAAGACUGUGACCCAAUGACAGGGCAGUUUUUUGAUGGCCCGGCUUUUCCAAAAUGUAUACCCACCUGUAGCCCAGCCUGUCAAAAUGGAGGGACCUGUGUUCAGCCCAAUGUCUGCUCCUGUGCUCCGGGCUGGAGGGGGACGUUUUGUGAAAGUCCUGAUGGGAAGUGUAUCAAACCAGCUGACCCCAGCAACGGAGUGGCCACCUGCCAGAGUACACCCACCACGAUGCAGUGUUCAAUUUCUUGUCAGAGCGGGUUCAAGUUUGAGUACUCACCCCCCUCCGAGUAUGUAUGCAGGGACGGGACCUGGAGCCCCCAGCCUUCCUUCCCCAGGUGUAUUCCAGCUAGCCAAUCAACAGUGAGCCCCCCCACUCAGCCAGUACCUUCCUUUGUGAGGGACGCGAUGUGUGUGGCCUGGGGCCAGGAUCAUUACCGAACCUUUGAUGGCACAGUGUACGCCUUUCAGGGACAGUGUGAAUAUGUGUUAGCUAAAGACUGUACCGGCGAUUCCUUCCAUGUUAACGUGAUCAACGACCAUAGUUGUACUCAGGCGGCUCCGUGUCAUAGAAGCGUAGACAUUUAUUUCGGCUCUCACAAAGUGCAGUUCCGUGCUGAGGCAUCUGGUGCAAAGGUUUUGUUUGAUGGGGCGGAACUAUCGGUUCCGGCCAGUCAGAAUCAAGUGGAGAUCGUCAAAGUCGGCCAUUACACCCUGCUUACUCAUGCCACACUCGGAUUCAAGGUGCGAUGGGACGGGCGCGAGUCUGUCUUUGUUUCCAUUAAUGCGGAUCUGAAGGGAAAGAUGUGCGGACUCUGUGGUCUGAACGACGGGGAUAAAACCAAUGAUUUCAAAACUUCCCAGGGUGCAACAGUCACCAACGCUAACAUUGCAACUUUCGGCAAUUCAUGGAAGGAAGGAGCUGGCUCUUGUCCAGACAGCGCACAGAAAACGUGCACAGCCGCAGGCAGCACACAAGCACAGAGUGUGUGCAGCCAUCUGACCAGUGGGAGUUUCCAGCCGUGUAAUUCCAAAGUUGACCCGACGCCAUACCUGGAGGCUUGUAAGCUAGACUGCUGCAGUGGAGGUGAUGCUGUUACAUGUGGCUGUAAGAGUUUCGAGGCUUACGCCCGCGCCUGUAUGGAUGCGUCCCCAACACUCCGUGACCUUAGUUGGAGGUCGGACCAGAUAUGUCCUGCACCAGCUUGUCCGAACAAUCUGAUUCAUAAAGAAUGCGGCAACUGUCAAUUGAAAUGUGGCUCCGGCUCCAAUGUGGCGGGGUGUAAGGAGACCACCUGCUUUGAUGGGUGUUUCUGUCCCCAAGGUAUGGUCCUUAACGAGGGGCGUUGUGUGUACCCUGAGCAGUGUCCAUGUCUCCAUGGAGACAAGAUGCUACCAGCCGGGUCCGUCGUACCCAAAGAAUGCAACAAAUGUACAUGUAAAUCUGCCAAAUGGGAGUGCACCACCAAGCGUUGCGCUGGAACAUGUGCUGCUACUGGAGAUCCCCACUACUUGACCUUUGAUGGGGUGCGAUACAACUUCAUGGGCAUCUGUAGCUACUACAUGGUCCAGGACCCCGAGUUUGACAUCAUUGCCAACAACAUCGCCUGUGGUCACGGCCACGCCUCUUGUACAAAGUCCAUCAGCUUCAACUACAAUAACCAUUUCGUCACGAUGGACCACAACCACGUGUUGACGAUUGACGGGAACGACAUCACACGACUGCCGUACAAGCAAAACGGAAUUCAAAUCUUCAUGGUGUCCUCGUUGUUUAUGAAGGCUGUCCUCGGAAAUGGUGCCGAAAUCCUAUGGGAUGGAAGAACAAGAGCCUACAUCACUAUGCCAACGACCUACUUUAACCACACCAAGGGUAUGUGUGGUACUUGGGAUCACGACCGGACGAAUGAAUACCUGACGCCACAGGGAACCAUCGAACCAAACACCAACCUUUUCGGAAACCACUGGAAACUUCAGAAGACCUGUCGUGACGAACCGGAGAAUUUCACCAAUCCAUGCGACAACAAUCCUAAGGGCCAGGAACAAGCCAAGAAGUACUGCGCUUAUCUGAAAGGAGACGUCUUCAAGCCGUGCCAUACAUUAGUGGACUAUACCGACAUAUAUGACAACUGUAUGUUUGACAUGUGUGCCUGCACUGAUAACCUCAAGGACUGUCUCUGUCCUAUGCUUUCCCAGUAUGCCAAGGACUGUGCCGCCCAAGGCAUCAGCCUACAAUGGCGGUCCAACAUUACAGAGUGUCAGUUGCCAUGUAAGGGAGGUCAGGUGUACCAGAACUGUCCCAAUGAGUGCGUGCGUACCUGCCACAUCAUCUCUAACAACCCGGUCUGUACCCAAGACCUGACCCGAUGUGCUGAGGGCUGCUCCUGCCCCCAGGGUCAGGCCCUGAAUGACAACGGAGACUGUAUCCCCAUCAGCCAGUGCCCCUGUGAGUUCGGUAACCAGCAGUAUGCUCCCGGGGUACAAACCAAAAUGGAGGACAAGAUCUGUACUUGUGAGAAUGCUGUUUGGAAUUGUACCAAGAUCACCAACACAACCAAAGUGGAAGUUCCCAACAUCUGCAAGGAGACGGAGAUCUUCACCAACUGCACCUCUUUGUGUCCGCUCACCUGUGAGAACAUGGGAGCGCCCCCAACCUGUCUGCCGGCCACCGGUGACGACUGUGUCCCUGGGUGUGUCUGUAAGGCCGGAUACAUAUGGAACGGGAAAGACUGCGUGCCAAGACUGGAGUGUCCGUGUUACCAUGGCGGCAAGCCGUACAAGGAGGGGGAAAAGUACUAUCAGGAGUGUAACGAAUGCACCUGCAGCGGUCAGAACUGGGUGUGUACCCACAAGGAGUGCCCCGCGGUCUGCAGUGCGUUUGGCGACAGCCAUUACACCACCUUUGACGGCAAGCACUAUGAAUUCCAGGGCACCUGUACCUACAUUCUGGCCCAGUCCACCAGCGAUAAUCCCAACAAGUUUGUCAUCACGACGGAGAAUAUGCCCUGCGGAAGUACAGGGGUGGCCUGCACCAAAUCCAUCCACUUCAACAUUGGAGAACCAGGGACAUCCAGCUUCUUCCAGUUGACCCUGAUACGUGGGAAAUCCCCGCAGGUAGACUCGGACACCCCAUUCUCUAUACAGGACACCGGGAGCUUCUUUGUUAUCAAGACCCCCACGGGAAUCACCCUUACAUGGGACAAGGGGACCCGAGUGUACCUCAAAUUGGGCACACAGCACAGAGGAAAGGUGGAAGGUCUCUGUGGUAACUUUGACGGAGACCAAGGAAACGACCUCGUGACCCAGGGUGGCCUCCAAGCUGUCAAUGUCACGACCUUUGCAGAUGGUUGGCAGGAGAACCCGGACUUCUGUAACCCCUCCAAGAUAGUGACUGACACGUGUAAGCAGAAUCCUGAGAGGCAGCAAUGGGCCAAGAGCAAGUGUAGCAUUAUCAGCAGCUCACUGUUUCAGCCCUGUCACAGCGUGAUGCCCGACUACCUCGCCUACCAGGCCAGAUGUAUGUUUGAUGCGUGCGCCUGUGACUCUGGAGGAGACUGUGAGUGUCUCUGUACCGCUAUUGCCGCCUUCGCUCAUGAGUGUGCCGCUCAGGGCGUCCCCAUUAAGUGGAGAACUCCUACCCUAUGUCCCAUCCAGUGCGAGGAAUGCGCCACCUACAACCCCUGUAUCUCGGCCUGCCCUAAAAAGACGUGCAAGAACUACUUGACCUACGAUCAGAUCACAAAGGACUCGGGCUGCAAGGAGGAGAGCUGUGUGGAGGGGUGCGACAUCAAGCCCUGCUCCACGGGGAUGGUCUAUGACAAAGACUCCUCCCCCAUGAAGUGUAUCCCUGAGCCAUUCUGUAACACCCCUGCCUGCAUGGUUAAUGGCCGACAGUAUCGCCUGUAUGAGCAGAUUAAAGACCCGGAUGUGUGUAGACAAGACUGUGAAGUCUGUACCUGUGGUCCAGAUGGAGAUGUCAUGAGGAACAGUGUUUGUCAGAGUACCACUCCACCGGUGACCCGAUUCCCACCUGUGACCUACAAAACCCUGGCUCCCAACACCUACCCUCAAGGAAUUCCGACAUUUACCAGCCAUUUCGGUCAUGAUGGAUCCACGAAGCCUCACCACAAAGUGAGGUGUGUUGAUGGAUGGACUCAGUGGAUGAGUGGCAACUCUCCUUCCACAAGCGACCCUAAUGAUCGGGAAACAUCCGAAAGUUUGAGAAGGAUGUAUUCAUUCUGCCAUGACAGUCAGCAGACUGCUAUAGAGUGCAGGGUGGCAAACCAGCAAACCAAGACAACAGCGCCGGUCUGGGCUGAUUAUCUCUGCGACUUAGAGGAGGGCUUACAAUGCACGAGUAAAAACGGAACUGAAUGUCCAAAUUAUGAGAUCCGCUUUGAAUGCAACUGUCAUUUAUCCACAGUAACAACAAAGUCUCCCGCAAGCACCCAACCAACCACUGCCUUCUUCACCGGAAAAAUCCCAAUCACUGACGAUUUCGGUCAACCUAUUUUGGCUCCAUUGACGGACCAGUUCCACAAACCAGUGACGGAUGACUUUGGAGAGACGGUGUCCUUGGUACCACAGUACAUCACCCAAACAAGACCCACCCCAUCCCCACCGACCGAUAUGUUUGGCAGACCAUACAUCAUGUAUCCAAAAACUGAUGAAUUCAAGAAUCCCAUUUUAGUUCCGAAAACAGAUUCGAACGGAAAUCCAGUAACGGAUGCAUCUGGCCGAACAACAAUGGUCCCGGAGUAUGUGACUCAAGGAGUUCCAACUGUUGAACCACCCACAGACAAAUUUGGAAACCCCAUCCUGUCUCCCAAAACCGAUGAGUUUGGAAUACCCCUGUUGAAUCCUCAGGUCACAGAUGCCUUUGGUCAGCCUCAUUAUUCAAACAACACCCUGAUCCCUCAGCCUUAUAAGUGUGUUCAGGGAUGGUCCCCCUUCAUGAAUGUGGACAACCCGAAGAACAAGAGUGUGGCCAGUGAGAUUUUCGGGGGAGGAGACAUCGAGAGUUUGAGUGCACUCAGACAGAAAUACAGCUUCUGUGCCGAGCCUUCCUCCAUUAAGUGUCAGUCUGUGAAUGACAAGUACCCGUACACACGGACCGGAGAUGUUGACGUCAUCUGCAAUGUCAAGAAGGGACUGCUGUGUAUGAACAGAAAACAGGCCGACGGGGAAUGUGAAGAUUACGAGGUUUCGGUCUACUGCGAUUGUGGAGAAACCCCAACAAAACCAGUUGACCAGGUAACCAAGGCCCCUGAGCCUGGAGAGCCCCACCCCCCUAUCCCAUCCUGUGAGUGGACACAGUGGAUGAACAGCCACCGCAGGAUGCCAGGGGACGUCCGUGAGACAGAGACCCUCAGUCAGCUACGCAUGCACUACGACUUCUGCGAAUUCCCAUCCCAGAUCGAAUGCCGCGACGCAAAGACUGGACAGACGUUCGACAAAACCGGGGAUCUGGCGGUCACCUGUGACAUCAACCAUGGCCUCAUCUGUGAAGAUCUAUACCAGAAUUCUGUGGAGGGUUGCCGUGACUAUGAGGUGCGAGUGUACUGUACAGACGGAUGCCAGUCGACUGUCGGACCCACCGUGUCUCCUCGCUGUGAACCGGGCUGGACGGAUUGGAUCAACAACGUCCAUCCAUCUUCAGAUUUUCCAACAGAUGUGGAAGUACCCAGAAGUAUUCUCGGAUACCCAGACACCUGUAAUAACGUCAUCGCUGUGCGGUGCUCCGUGGCAGCUACUGGUCUGGACUACAAGAGUAAGGGAGAGAAUGUGAUCUGUACCACCAACGGACUGAAGUGUACCCCCAAACCGGGCGAAACCUGCGAGGACUAUCAGGUCCAAUUCUACUGUGACUGUUCCAACCCACCAGUUCCACAGACGGACAUUUUUGGAAUUCCAAUCGCAGUUCCUAAAACGGAUGCUUUUGGAUUCCCCCUUCUGAGACCUCUGACAGACGCCUACAAUCACUUGCCUAUCACAGACAACCAAGGAAGCACUUUCCUGGUUCCAGUUCCUUCAAAUGGCAGCCACCCAACUCCACAACCGGAAACCGAUGCUUUUCACAACCCGGUGCUAGUACCAAAAACAGAUGUGUACGGCCAACCAGUCACCGACAAAUCCGGAAACCCCAUCAUGGUUCCAAAACCGUACUCUCAAGUUACGCCCACCACCACUCCACAAGCGUCUGGAUCCACCCCGGAACCAGGGAAAAUUGUGUGCAACCAGGGCUGGACCUUCCCUAUGAAUGCAGACUCGCCCACCUCAGGGGCGGGGGAUGAGGAGACCCUGUCUAAACUCCGCACCAAGUUCUCCUUCUGCCACGAAGAUGACAUUGUUGCUGUUAAAUGCACAGAGAAAGACAGUGGGCUGCUUCCAGCUGAUUUGGGUCAGUCUGUGACAUGCGACAAGAACGGACUUGUUUGCGUGAAUGCCAAUCAACCGAGCAGCAAGUGUCACGACUACCUCGUACAGUUCUACUGCAGCUGUAAACAACAGCCUGAUGUGAAUUCUACGGUUUCUCCGAGCCCUGCCACACCUGGAGUGACAACAUCAACAAUGCCUCCAACGAUUGGCCAGGAAGUAUGCGACCAUGAGGUUGGGGUGUCAGACUUUGCCCCCGAUCAGUUCCAGGCCUCCUCUUCUGUUGACGUUGAUCACGACGCAGACAAGGCCAGGCUCCGCAAACCGACCGCCUGGGUCGCAAGGUACAGUGAUGAACACCAGUAUAUCCAGGUCAACUUCCAGAUGCCAACUACCAUGACCGGGGUCAGAGUUCAAGGCGACCCCGCCUCCCAAUCGUGGGUCACCAAAUUCAUUGUGAAGUUUAGCAACGACGGCCAGAGGUGGACUCCGUAUUACCAGAGCUUCGCUGUUGAGCCUAAGGUGUUCCAGGGAAAUAUGGACAAGGAUAAUGUUGCCUCUGCAUUUUUCGAUCGGGAAGUUACAGCUAAAUACCUACGCAUUGUCCCGCAAGAGUGGCACAACAGAAUCGCCUUACGGUUUGAGGCUCUGGAAUGUCCGACUCCCACAGAAACACCUGCAGUCACAGUUUCUCAAACAUCACCAACCCCUAAGUUGGACUGUUUGGAUCCUAUGGGCAUUGAGAACGGUGCCAAGGUCACUGACGGUCAGCUUCUGGUGUCAUCCAGCCGGGACUCCCUGUCUGGGGCCUCAGCGGGACGUCUGUUUAAUGAGUUUGGAGCAUGGGUACCACAGGACAAUGCAGAAAAGAGCUGGAUUCAGGUGGACCUGGGGUCGCCCCAGACAAUCUCUGGGAUCCUAACCCAGGGAAGCCCCCGAGAGGAACGCUGGGUCACAAACUUCGCAGUGUCCUACAGUCUGGACGGACGUAACUUCUUUGUCGUCAAGGAAGCAGACGGCAAGGCGGCCAUGUUUAUCGGGAAUGUGGAUCAGAAGUCUGUGGUGAAGAACAUGUUCGACUCGCAGAUCUUGGCGCGCUAUGUCCGGGUCGUCGUGAUCGAAGCUGGGUCCGGAGGGUCGGGACUGCGUUUUAAUCUACUGGGCUGUAGCUCUGAGAUGACCAAGACCUCCCCUCAAGUAACACCCAUUCCGACCGCCACCCCACGUCCUGUGUCAACCAUUGAGCCAAUCUGCAAUCAGCCGAUGGGAGUUCAAGAUAUGGAAAUAAUUCCAGACCGAUUACUGACUGCCUCUUCAGAGAAAGAUUCCACGUUUUCAGCCUCGCAGGGACGCAUCACAGGAGACGGUCACUCCUGGCAACCAUCGUCAUCUGACCAGACUCCAUAUAUUGAGGUCAACUUUUUGGAGCCAAAACUGAUCACAGGAGUUGUGACGCGGGGUGAUGGAAAAACGGAGAGUUGGGUCCGCACUUUCACAGUGUCCACUAGCAUUGAUGGAGCCAACUUCUCUCCGUACAGCGAUGGUGGAAUUCCAGAGCCCAAGCUGUUCAACGGCAAUGAAGACAAAACCACAGCGGUCACUAAUUUCUUCAACAGGCAGGUCAUUGCACAGUAUGUACGAAUUCAUCCCAAGUCCGUCAAUGGAGAAACAUCCCUACAGUUCAAUGUUCUGGGAUGUAACCCUGCCCAGAAGCCGGGUCCAACUACACCAUCUUCAGUGGUUCCAGAGACCGACGAAUUCGGUAACCCGAUCUUGAUUCCAAAAACGGAUGAAUAUGGAAGACCUCUGACUGACUUUUACGGCCAGACGAUCAUGGUUCCAAAGCUCUACACCCAGGGUCAGCCCACACCUGCUCCUGCUACAGAUGAACAUGGUGAUCCAAUCUUGGUACCAAAAACCGAUACUUAUGGUAAACCAAUGACCGAUGAACAGGGGCAUACUAUAAUGAUCCCACUCCCUUGGAAUCAAGCCACACCAAAGGCAGUUCCCAAGACAGAUCCGUUCGGAAAUCCCAUUUUGGUACCUAAGACCGAUUCAUAUGGAGUGCCUAUGACUGACAAUCAAGGUAAUACAAUUAUGGUUCCUUUGACUGAGGCACCAGAGAAACCCACUGUGGUGCCAGUAACAGAUGCUCAAGGUAACCCAAUUUUGGUGCCAAAAACGGAUUCUUAUGGAAAACCAAUGACAGAUGAGCAUGGUAACACUGUAAUGGUGCCUAUUCCAUAUACACAUGGUCCUCCAACCCCAUCACCUCAGACAGAUGAAUUUGGAAAUCCAAUCUUGGUGCCUAAAACAGACUCCUAUGGCAAGCCCAUGACAGAUGAGCAGGGCCACACAAUCAUGGUACCUCUUCCAGUUUCAACAGCAAAGCCAACUCCAGAGCCUGUGACUGAUAUACAAGGAAACCCUGUGCUGAUUCCAAAAACAGAUUCCUAUGGAAAACCCAUCUUAGAUGCCCAAGGUCACACAACAAUGAUUCCUCUGUAUGUGACACAGAAGACUCCUAUUCCAAUCCCAAAGACAGAUGAUUUCGGCAAUCCUAUCAUGGUUCCAAAAACGGACUCCUAUGGUAAACCUAUGACAGACGACUUUGGAGAAACCAUCAUGGUGCCUGAUUACUACACACAGGGACCUCCAACUCCUCGACCACAGACUGAUGAAUUCCAUCAGCCAAUAUUGGUUCCAAAAACUGACACCUAUGGAAAACCUAUGACUGAUGACCUAGGAAACACAAUCAUGGUUCCUUUGCCAGAAACAACUGCUAAACCAACACCUUCACCAAAGACUGACAAGUUUGGACAACCAUUGUUGGUCCCCAAGACUGAUGAAUAUGGACGACCUUUCACAGACAAGCAGGGUAAUACCGUGAUGAUUCCUAUACCCUAUGAACAGAGCACCCCUAUCCCUAACCCAGUCACAGACAGGUUUGGAGUACCAGUGUUGGUUCCUAGAACUGAUGAGUAUGGAAAGCCAUACACAAACAGGUUUGGACAAACCGAGAUGGUACCUAUUCCAUACACUCAAGGCAAACCCACCCCAAAACCACAAACUGAUGCUAAUGGUCGACCCAUCUUGGUUCCAAGAACAGAUGAAUACGGACAGCCAUAUACAGAUGAGCAUGGAAACACAGAAAUGGUUCCAGUGCCAGAAAAUCAGAAUACUCCCACUCCAGCACCUCUCACUGAUGAACAAGGAAACCCUAUCCUUGUUCCAAAAACAGACUCCUAUGGCAAACCAAUGACUGAUGAAUUAGGUAAUCCAAUUAUGGUGCCCAAGCCAGCUCCAACUGGAAAUCCCACUCCUGCUCCACAGACAGAUGAACAUGGAAACCCAAUCCUGGUGCCAAAGACUGAUUCAUACGGGAAGCCCAUGACAGAUGAGCAGGGACAUACCAUCAUGGUGCCACUGCCUGCUACUCAAGGUUUACCAACACCAGCACCUUUGACUGACAAAUUUGGAAACCCAGUUUUGAUGCCAAAGACAGACUCUUAUGGAAAGCCAAUGACCGAUGAACAGGGUCACACUAUCAUGGUUCCGGUCCCUGCCAAUCAGGGGAGCCCCACUCCAGCCCCACAGACGGACAGUUAUGGCAAACCAAUAAUGGUGCCUAAAACAGACUCCUAUGGCAAACCAAUGACAGACGAUCAGGGAAAUACCAUCAUGGUUCCACUGCCUGCUACACAGGGUCAGCCUACACCUGUUCCAGAAACCGAUAAAUUUGGAAAUCCAAUAUUGAUUCCAAAAACAGAUUCCUAUGGCCAUCCCAUGACGGAUGAUCAUGGUAACACAAUACUGGUUCCUAAACCUGCCACACAGGCUACACCCUCACCAGUACCAGCCACCGACGAGCAUGGAAACCCCAUCCUUGUUCCACGGACAGACUCCUAUGGAAAGCCAAUGACUGAUGCUGAAGGCAGCACCAUCCUUGUGCCACUGCCAGCCAAUGGUAGCACGCCACAGAUUAUCCCAGAGACGGAUGUAUUCGGAAACCCAAUAUUGGUACCAAGGACAGAUGAAUAUGGAAAGCCAUACACUAAUGAACAAGGCAAAACUGUACUGGUUCCAAAACCAGCCACUCCACAGAAGCCAACACCAGAGCCUGAAACAGACAAAUUUGGUAAUCCUGUUUUGGUGCCAAGAACAGAUGAAUAUGGAAAACCUUACACAGAUGAGUAUGGUAGAACAGAAUGGGUUCCAAAACCAGCCACACAAGGCCUUCCUACGCCAGCUCCGGAAACAGAUAAAUUCGGUAACCCAAUCCUAGUUCCAAGAACCGAUGAAUAUGGAAGACCCUAUACAGAUGAACAUGGUAACACAGAGAUGGUUCCAAAACCAGGUUACACAGGUCAGCCAACUCCAGCACCAGAAACCGACAAAUACGGACAACCUAUCCUCAUUCCUAAAACUGAUGAAUAUGGCAAACCUUACACAGACAGUCAUGGCAACACUGUCAUGGUUCCAAAACCUGGAACUUUUGGCCUUCCAACUGUUAUCCCAAUGACAGAUGAAUUUGGAAGACCAAUCCUUGUUCCAAAGACGGAUGAAUAUGGCCGCCCCUACACCGACAAAUUUGGAUCAACAACAAUGAUUCCUUUGAUCCCUGUUUCGCAAGGAGUUCCAACCAGGGUGCCCAAAGUCUGUUUGACCUAUAUGGGAGUAGACGACAACUACGUUAUUAAGAACAGCCAGAUGUCUGCCUCUUCCUUCAGCGGCACAAAUACCCCAGGUCAAGGCCGUCUCUUUGGCGACUACUCAUGGCAACCAAGGUCAAAUGACACAUCACCAUGGAUACAGGUUGACCUUGGCAAGUUGUCCUUGAUCUCUGGUCUGGUAACCCAGGGAGACACCAUCAACAGGAAGUUUGUCAAGACUUACACCGUCUACACCAGCAUUGACGGAAAAACCUUCGUUCCUUACUCCGACAUCCCAGGGGCAGGAAUUCCCAAAGUCUUCAGUGCCAACAAAGAUGGGGAUACCCCCAUAAGGAACCUCUUCAACAGGAACAUGACAGCCCAGUAUGUCAGAAUUUACCCACAAUCCACCUCUGCUGCCGGAACAGCAAUCCGACUGAAUAUCCUUGGAUGUAAUCCGUCAACACCAGUUCAGCCAACCCCAUCCGGAACACAAACACCAGUCUGUGAUGUCAAGAUGGGCCUGUCUAACGGAUUGAUCGUAUCAAACGCCCAGUUCAAAGCAUCCAGUGUGUUGGACAGUUUCCACGGGCCUGAGCGUGCUCGCCUGUACAGCCACAGAGAUGGAGGUUACACAGGGGGAUGGACUCCAAGUGUGAACAAUAACCGCCAAUGGAUCCAAAUUGACCUUCUGUCCACAGAGGAGGUUUAUGGGGUCGUCACACAAGGUCGCUCCGACCUUCCUUACUGGGUCACCGAGUACCAGGUCUACUACAGUACGGACGGAAAAUCAUUCUUACCGGUGACCUCUGGUCCAGCGGACAAGACGCCCCAAACGUUCAAUGGUAACUCUGACAACCAUAACCCGGUCACCAAUGUCUUCAACCAGAAAGUCCAGGCAAGGUUCAUUAGAAUUGUUCCACUCAAAUGGUUUGAGGCCAUUGGUCUGCGAUUUGAGCUGGUGGGCUGCAAACAACUCACUCCCUCCCCACUUGUUUCUCUCCCACCAUCCUCAGCAACAACCACCACUGGCCCAGGACCUGCUACCUGUAUGUACUGGACCCCGUGGGUCAACACUAACACACCAGAUGCCACUGGUGAUUACGAGACGAUCAUGCAUCUGAAUUCCCUGGUACAGUCUUGUAACAGCUCAAGUAUCCGAGCCAUUGAGUGCCGCACAGUGGGAAGCAAGAAGUCCUGGAAUGAAGCGGGUGACAUGGACGUCAAAUGUGACCUUGACUCUCAAGGACUUCUGUGCUUUAACAAGGUGCAGAGAAGUGGGCAGUGUCAGGAUUAUGAGAUCAGAGUCUUCUGUGAUGAAUGUCCAACCACAACAGGUGCAUCUGCCCCGCCCACCCAAUCAACACCCACCCCAAGCGCCACUCCCAAAGAGCCAUGCCAAAACAAGAGCUUCUGGUCCCCAUGGAUCAACAAGCAGUCCCCCGGACCGGGCGGUGAAGUGGAGAGCAUGACCCCCGAGGAGAAGAAGGCGUUCUGUUCUGAGGGUGUGAUCAAUGGGGUCGAGUGUGAGACCGUGACCGGUCAGCCGUGGUUUGACACCAAUCAGAUCCUGACCUGUGACGUCAGGGACGGACUGAACUGUGACAACAGCAUCAACUUCGGAGACAUGUGCAAGGAUUACAGGAUCCGCUACCAGUGUCAAGUCAUCUGUAAAGAGACCCCCACAACAAGCCCCAGUACCACCACCACAACCACUACCCCUAGUCCUACCACACCAACCACACAGUCUACCACCACUGUUCCUACCACCACCAAGUGUGUCGAGGAAAUAACCGUGUCGCCGUGGAUUAACCGGGACAAACCCUACCAAGGCGAGGGGGACAAGGAAGCCAUGACACCAGAGGAGCUUGCCAGGUUCUGCCCUGCUAGUAGUGGGAGCUACAUUAAGAAGGUUGAGUGUGUGGCAGUGGAUGGCCUGAUCCCCAGCUACAGUACAGGGGACACCAUGAUCUGUGACAAAGAACUGGGCUCAGUCUGUCUGAACAGCGACAACUUCCCUGUCCAAUGUCAGGACUACAUGAUCCGAUACACAUGUCAACAGAUCUGUCAGACACCAGAGCCCACCGUAUUGUAUGUCCCAGUCACAGACAGAUUUGGCAAUCCAAUCCUGGUUCCAAGAACCGAUGCCUACCACCAUCCUUACACAGAUGAGAACGGCCAUACCUCGCUGGUUCCUAUCGGCUAUGUACAGGUCACCCCAACCCCAAAACCUGCAACAGAUGAACAGGGUCACCCAGUCAUGGUGUUCAAAACAGACUCCUAUGGCAAUCACAUGACUGAUGAUCAUGGUAAUACUAUCAUGGUGCCUAAACCAGCUCCAACUGGUACUCCCACACCUGCUCCCCAGACUGAUGUAAAUGGAAAGCCUAUCAUGGUGCCAAAGACUGAUUCAUACGGGAAGCCCAUGACAGACGAGCAGGGACAUACUAUAAUGGUUCCACUACCUGCUUCACAGAGUCCACCUACCCCAAGUCCUCAAACAGACAAAUUCCACAACCCAAUCUUGGUACCAAAGACAGAUGAAUAUGGUAAACCGUAUACAGAUGCUAAUGGAAACACAGUUCUUGUUCCUCUACCAGUCACUCAGAGUUCCCCAACCCCUGCUCCUGUCACUGAUAAGUUUGGAAGACCCAUCUUAGUUCCAAGGACAGACGAGUAUGGGCGACCUUAUACCAAUAUAUAUGGGGAAACAGAAAUGGUUCCAAUACCAUAUGACCAGAGCACCCCAACACCUGCUCCACAGACAGAUGCACAUGGCAAUCCAAUAUUAGUGCCCAAGACAGACAGCUAUGGUAAACCAAUGACUGAUGAGCAGGGUCACACAAUAUUGGUGCCUCUUCCUGAGUAUCAGGGAACACCUACCCCAGCGCCUCAGACCGAUGAGAAUGGAAACCCAAUAAUGGUGCCCAAGACAGAUUCUUACGGGAAACCGAUGACAGACGAGAGCGGUAAAACAAUCAUGGUGCCACUUCCCUCUGUCACAAACAAUCCAACGCCAUCACCAGAGACUGACAAAUUUGGCAACCCAAUACUGGUUCCAAAGACCGAUGAAUAUGGAAAACCAUACACUGAUAAGAAUGGACACACAGUGAUGGUCCCAGUGCCUUACACACAGGGCAAACCUACACCUGCUCCUGUAACAGAUGCUCAGGGAAAUCCUAUACUGGUUCCCAGGACUGAUGAAUAUGGCAGACCUUACACAGAUGAACAAGGGCACACACAGAUGGUUCCAAUCCCAUUCGUUGGGGACAAACCAACGCCUGCACCAGAAACUGAUAAAUACGGAAACCCUAUUUUAGUUCCAAAGACUGAUGAGUAUGGUAAACCUUACACAGACGAACAUGGUAAUACUGUGAUGGUACCAAAACCAUACCAGCAGAGUUCACCCACUCCAGCACCAGCCACUGAUAAGCAGGGAAAUCCCAUCAUGGUGCCAAAGACAGACUCUUAUGGCAAACCCAUGACAGAUGAACAGGGUCACACCAUCAUGGUUCCACUACCGUCUGAUCAGUAUGUGCCCACUUUGGCACCACAAACUGAUGAACAUGGAAACCCAAUCUUGGUACCCAAGACAGAUUCCUAUGGAAAACCAAUGACAGAUGAACAAGGUCAUACCAUCAUGGUUCCUCUACCAGAAAACCCUAACACACCAACACCAGCCCCACAAACUGACGCUCAGGGAAAUCCCAUCUUGGUUCCAAAAACAGAUGAAUAUGGUAGACCUUACACAGACAGCCAAGGAAGGACAGUCAUGGUGCCUCUGCCAUACACACAAGGCAAGCCCACACCAUCACCCCAAACAGAUAUAUUUGGACGUCCUAUUUUGAUACCAAAAACAGAUGAAUAUGGCAAACCUUAUACAGAUGAACAUGGCAACACAGUUAUGGUCCCAUUGCCUUAUGGCCAAAGUACACCAACACCUGCUCCUCAGACUGAUGAACAUGGAAACCCCAUCAUGGUGCCAAAGACAGAUUCCUAUGGCAAACCAAUGACAGAUGAACAGGGACACACUAUAAUGGUGCCAUUACCAGCAACUCAAGGUACACCAACACCAGUGCCAAAAACGGAUGAACAUGGAAACCCAAUUUUGGUGCCUAAGACAGAUUCCUAUGGAAAACCCAUGACAGAUGAACAAGGUCAUACCAUCAUGGUUCCUCUACCAGAAAACCCUAACACACCAACAGUAGUCCCACAAACUGACGCUCAGGGAAAUCCCAUCUUGGUACCAAAAACAGAUGAAUAUGGAAGACCUUACACAGACAACCAAGGAAGGACAGUCAUGGUGCCUCUGCCAUACACACAAGGCAAGCCCACACCUUCACCACAGACAGAUAUUUUUGGACAUCCUAUUUUGAUACCUAAAACAGAUGAAUAUGGCAAACCUUAUACUGAUGAACAUGGCAACACAGUAAUGGUCCCAUUGCCUUAUGGCCAAAGUACACCAACACCUGCUCCUCAGACUGAUGAACAUGGAAACCCCAUCAUGGUGCCAAAGACAGAUUCCUAUGGCAAACCAAUGACAGAUGAACAGGGACACACUAUAAUGGUGCCAUUACCAGCAACUCAAGGUAUACCAACACCAGUGCCAAAAACAGAUGAACAUGGAAACCCAAUUUUGGUGCCUAAGACAGAUUCCUAUGGAAAACCCAUGACAGAUGAACAGGGUCAUACCAUUAUGGUUCCUCUACCAGAAAACCCUAACACACCAACAGUAGUCCCACAAACUGAUGCUCAGGGAAAUCCCAUCUUGGUACCAAAAACAGAUGAAUAUGGUAGACCUUACACAGACAGCCAAGGAAGGACAGUCAUGGUGCCUCUGCCAUACACACAAGGCAAGCCCACACCAUCACCACAGACAGAUAUUUUUGGACGUCCCAUUUUGAUUCCCAAAACAGAUGAAUAUGGCAAACCUUAUACUGAUGAACAUGGCAACACAGUAAUGGUUCCACUGCCUUAUGGCCAAAGUACACCAACACCUGCUCCUCAGACUGAUGAACAUGGAAACCCCAUCUUGGUGCCAAAGACAGAUUCCUAUGGCAAACCAAUGACAGAUGACCAGGGUCACACUAUAAUGAUUCCUUUGCUUGAGAAACAGGGUACACCAACCCCAGCACCACAGACAGAUGCCAAUGGUAAACCAAUUCUGGUGCCAAAGACAGACUCCUAUGGCAAGCCCAUGACAGAUGAGCAAGGACACACUAUAAUGGUGCCAUUACCUGCCACACAGGGUACACCAACACCUGCUCCUCAGACUGAUGAACAUGGAAACCCCAUCAUGGUGCCAAAGACAGACUCCUAUGGUAUACCCAUGACAGAUGAUCAGGGACGAACUAUAAUGGUUCCUCUUCCAGAAACACAAGGAUUGCCUACACCUGCCCCACAGACAGACAAAUAUGGAAGACCUAUUCUUGUUCCAAGAACAGAUUCCUAUGGUAAACCAAUGACAGAUAAAUUUGGAAAUACCAUCCUAGUCCCUCUACCUGUUGGACAGAGCACACCUUCACCAGUCCCAGAAACAGACAGAUUUGGAAAUCCAAUCCUUGUUCCAAAGACCGAUUCCUAUGGAAAACCAAUGACUGAUGCUCAAGGACACACUAUUCUGGUACCAAAACCAGCAACCCAGGGUACACCAACCCCAUCUCCACAGACAGAUGAAUUUGGAAAUCCAAUCAUGGUGCCAAAAACAGAUUCCUAUGGAAAACCGAUGACAGAUGAACAGGGACGAACUAUCAUGGUGCCUCUUCCAGAACACCAGAGUACUCCUGUAGUUUCCCCUAAGACAGAUAAAUUUGGAAAUCCAAUCUUGGUUCCCAGAACAGAUGAGUAUGGUAAGCCAUAUACAGAUAAGAAUGGAAACACAGUGAUGGUUCCAUUGCCUGAAGUACAAGGAAAACCAACACCCAAGCCCCAGACAGACAAAUUCGGAAAUCCCAUUCUUGUGCCAAGAACAGAUGAAUACGGUAAACCAUAUACAAAUAAAUUUGGACAAACUGAAAUGGUGCCUUUGUAUGAGACUCAGAAUGUUCCCACACCAAAACCACAAACAGAUGCAUUUGGCAAUCCCAUUUUGGUUCCACGUACAGAUGAAUAUGGAAAACCAUACACAGACAUUUAUGGAAAAACAGAGAUGGUACCACUUCCUGAGACUCAAACUGUCCCAACCCCAAAACCUCAAACAGAUAAGUUUGGAAAACCAAUUCUUGUGCCAAGAACUGACGAGUAUGGUAGACCUUUCACAGAUGAGUUCGGAAACACACAGAUGGUUCCACUGCCAGCAACACAGGAGCUGCCCACUGUAGCUCCCAAAACAGACAAAUAUGGAAACCCUGUGUUGAUGCCAAGGACAGAUGAGUAUGGAAGGCCAUACACGAACAAGUUUGGACAAACUGAAUGGGUGCCUGUCCCAGCUGGACAAGACAAACCUACACCUGUACCACAGACAGAUGCAUUUGGAAACCCAAUACUUGUACCAAAGACAGACGAAUAUGGCAAGCCUUACACAGAUGUCAAUGGUCACACAGUUAUGGUGCCUCUUCCUUAUUAUCAAGGCACACCAACCCCAGCACCUCAGACAGAUGCGAAUGGUAAACCAAUCCUGGUGCCAAAGACAGACUCCUAUGGCAAGCCCAUGACAGAUGAGCAAGGACACACUAUAAUGGUGCCAUUACCUGCCACACAGGGUACACCAACACCUGCUCCUCAGACUGAUGAACAUGGAAACCCCAUCAUGGUGCCAAAGACAGACUCCUAUGGUAAACCCAUGACAGAUGAUCAGGGACGAACUAUAAUGGUUCCUCUACCAGAAACUCCCGGUGUGCCCACUCCUGCUCCAGAGACAGACAAAUAUGGUAAUCCUAAGCUUGUACCAAAGACAGAUGAAUACGGAAAGCCAUACACGGAUGAGCAUGGUAACACUGUUAUGGUACCCGUUCCUUAUCACCAGGGUACACCUACUCCAUCUCCACAAACAGAUAAAUUUGGAAACCCCAUCCUAGUGCCAAGGACUGAUGAAUAUGGCAAACCAUACACAAACAAGUUUGGUCAGACAGAGAUGGUUCCACUGCCAUACAACCAGGGAAGCCCAACACCAGCUCCUUUGACUGAUGCCCAAGGGAAACCCAUUCUUGUCCCCAAGACUGACUCUUAUGGACAUCCAAUGACAGACGAAAACGGCACCCCCAUCCUUGUGACUAUCCCAGGUCCUAUGAAGCAGGUUACACCAACACCUCAACCAGAAACUGACAGAUUUGGAAACCCUGUUCUUGUUCCAAAGACUGACUCAUAUGGAAAACCUAUGACAGAUGAACAGGGCCACACUAUAAUGGUACCUAAACCAUACCAACAAACUCAACCCACACCUGCACCGGAGACGGAUGAAUUUGGAUAUCCUAUCAUGGUUCCAAAAACUGAUUCCUAUGGUAAGCCCAUGACAGAUGAGAAUGGCCAUACAAUCAUGAUUCCAAAACCAGUCACUCAAGGUCUGCCUACACCAGCUCCAAAAACUGACAAAUAUGGUAACCCUAUCUUGGUUCCCAAGACAGAUGAAUAUGGCCAACCUUUCACAGAUGCUCAAGGCCACACCGUGAUGGUUCCUGUUCCAGAUGUGCAGGGAAAACCAACUCCAGCUCCUGCGACUGAUGAAUAUGGAAACCCCAUCAUGGUGCCAAAGACAGACUCUUAUGGUAAACCUAUGACAGAUGACCAGGGAAGAACCAUAAUGGUACCAGUGCCAUACAAGCAGAGUUCUCCUACCCUCAAACCUGUCACUGACGCUUCAGGCCACACCAUCCUGGUUGUGAAAACAGACUCCUACAACAAACCAAUGACGGACAAUCAGGGCAGCACUGUCAUGGUUCCACUCCGAGAAACGCAGGGUGUUCCCACACCAGCCCCACAGACAGACGAGCAUGGUAAUCCAAUCAUGGUGCCCAAAACAGAUUCCUAUGGAAAACCAAUGACAGAUGAACAGGGACAUACAACAAUGGUGCCACUGCCUGUGAAACAACAGCAACCAACUCCUUCACCUCAAACAGACAAAUUUGGAAAUCCAAUACUGGUUCCAAAGACUGAUGAAUAUGGCCAACCAUACACUGAUGAACAUGGACACACUGUCAUGGUUCCACUGCCAAAUGAACAGGGCAAACCAACACCAGCACCAAUGACCGACAAAUUCGGCAACCCAAUUUUGGUACCAAGAACUGAUGAAUAUGGAAGACCCUACACAGAUAAAUUUGGAAACACGGAAAUGGUGCCUUUACCAGGAUAUCAAGGAACCCCGACCCCAGCCCCAGAAACGGAUCGCUUUGGAAAACCCAUCAUGGUACCUAGAACUGAUGAAUAUGGCCGACCCUAUACUGACAUCAACGGACACACACAGAUGGUGCCCUUACCUGCCACACAAUACACACCAAUGGUGACACCUCAAACAGAUAUUUUUGGAAAUCCAGUACUUUCCAGCUGUCUCCAAAGUCAUUGGACACCUUAUGUGAAUCGUGACAAGCCAGAGCUCGGAGGUGGAGACUAUGAAAAAAUGACACCUGAAGAGCUGCACAUGUUCUGUCAGGAAGGAAAUAUAACCAAGAUUGAGUGCAUGACGUACGAAGGACUUCCCCAUUACAGUUCAGGCGAGAUCGUGACAUGUGACGUCAAGAAGGGAUUUUCUUGUGUGAAUGCUGACAACGCCCCUGUGCCCUGCUCAGACUACAAGAUUCGAUACUUCUGCCAGUGUGAUCGUGAUUCAACAGUAAGCCCAGCAGCAGUGACCCCCACUGUGGCCCCAAGCUUUAAACAAUGCGGCUGGUCCUCUUGGCUAAAUACAAAUUCUCCCUCUGUCUCGCUCACCUCUGGAGACUUUGAGUCCAUCUACGAUCUGAAGGCCAAAUACGGACUCUGUAAGGAAAUCAGGAAAAUUGAGUGUCGAGUGGCCGGAAGUAAAACCCCACUCUCAUUGGCUGGUCAGGAAAGCGUGGCUUGUGAUGUCAGAAAUGGACUGCGAUGCUACAAUCGUGACCAACCAUCCGGUCUUUGUUACGACUAUGAAGUCCGAGUCCUGUGCUGGGCUGAUACUUGCAACCCUGAUCUGUUGACCACACCGACUCCAGAUGUUCUGCACUCCACAACUCCUAUCUGUGCCCCUGGUGAGGUUUAUGAGGCGUGCCCAUACCGCUGCGAUGAUCUCUGUGAUGUUCUUGCCCAGCAGUCCUCGGCCUGUACUACUUCCCCUGCCACCAACCCCUGUGUGCCUUACUGUAGGCCCGCCGGGCUCACCUGUGCCCCCGGGGAGAAGCUGAAGGACAAGAACACCUGUGUACCCGCAAGUCGCUGUCCAUGUCGCAUGCAGAACGGGACCAUCGCUGGUCCUAUGGAGACUUGGACGAACCCUUAUGAUGAAUGCACCACCUGUCACUGCUUCAAUAACACUGUUACCUGUUCACGUGACGAAAGCUGUGUAACCACUCCAGCUCCCACACCAGCUAACCCAGUGACACAUCCUGAAUGCGAGUGGACUUACUGGAUCAAUGUGGAUACACCACUAAGUGGAGAUGGGGAUCUAGAGACUCUAUCCAAGAUCCGCAGCAUCCACUCAUUCUGCUCCGCCCCUGUCCAGAUUGAAUGCCGUGAUGCAGAAACAAAAGUGGCUUCCACACAGGGUGGACAACGCGUUUCAUGUGACAUUAAGUCCGGAUUCAAAUGUCUGAACUGGGAAAAUGGCGGUCAUUGCCGUGACUAUGAAGUCCGUUUCUACUGUCCAUGUGCAAGCACUCCCAGUCCCAGGAUAAGUACAACUCCAGCUCCUGUCAAAUCCAUCUGUGGAUGGUCCAACUGGAUCAACAUGGACAAUCCUUCUGUUAUGAAACCUGAGAAGCCCUUCGAAGGUGACAUUGAGUCCAUGGCAGCCAUCAGAGAAAAGACAUGUGGCUACGACAUCAUGACAAGAAUUGAAUGUCGCACAGCAGAUGGGCAUAUUCCAUCAGACAGGACAAAUGAAACUUUGUCUUGUGACAGGAUCCGCGGAUUGAGGUGUAAAAAUGCCCUUCAAGCUGACAAAAAGUGUAUGGAUUAUGAGGUACGUGCAUACUGUGAUUGUAGCAAUGUCACCACCGCACCACCAGGAGGUACCACCAGGCCUAUCAGUGGUAUUACCACCAAGACAGUGGACAUCUGUGGCUGGACCACCUGGAUGAAUGGCCACCAUCCAGAUAAGUACGGAGACGUAGAGUUGUUGUCUGAACUUGAGAACAAGUAUCGAUUCUGCCACACUGAUGAAAUCACUGCUAUUGAGUGCCGAGACAGCAUCACUGGCCUCUCCUCUAUGGAGGCCGGUCAGAGUGGUGUCAUCUGUGACAUCAAUGCCGGAGGCCUGAAAUGUGACGCCACCAAGCAGUUGGCUACCGGUGGUCAGUGCUAUGACUACGAGAUCCGUGUGCUGUGUGAACCAAAGGGUGUGCAAUGUGGUCCUUCCACGGAGCCAAAUGCUACACCACUGCUGGUACCGCUCACUGAUAUCUAUGGAAAACCAGUGACAGACAAAGAUGGGCACACCAUAGUGGUCCCUGUGACAUCCCAUCAAGGAACUCCCACCGCUGUCCCGGCCACCGACAAGUUUGGUAACCCAGUUCUUGUUCCCAAGACAGACAUCUACGGACAACCAGUCACUGACAGCAGUGGAAACACAGUGAUGGUGACAGUGCUGGAGCCCAUUCCUGGUGGACACAUUGUUCCAACUGCUGUGCCUAAAACUGACAAGUUUGGAAAUCCAAUCCUUGUGCCAAAGACAGACAUUUAUGGAAAACCUGUGACAGACCUAAAAGGAAAUACAGAAAUGGUAACCGUUUUGGUUCCAAAUCCAGAAGGCACAAACACACCAAUGUUGGUGCCUAAAACAGAUGCUCAAGGAAAUCCAAUCCUAGUGCCAAAGACAGACAUCUAUGGACAGCCAGUAACGGAUCUACAGGGACACACAGAGAUGGUGACAGUCUUGGUGCCAGGUCCAGGAGGUACAAAUACACCAAUGCUAGUACCAAAAACAGAUGCUCAAGGAAAUCCAAUCCUUGUGCCAAAGACAGACAUCUAUGGACAGCCAGUAACAGAUCUACAGGGACACACAGAGAUGGUGACAGUCUUGGUGCCAAGUCCAGGAGGUACAAAUACACCAAUGUUGGUGCCUAAAACAGAUGCUCAAGGAAAUCCAAUCCUUGUGCCAAAGACAGACAUCUAUGGACAGCCCGUAACAGAUCUACAGGGACACACAGAGAUGGUGACAGUCUUGGUGCCAGGUCCAGGAGGUACAAAUACACCAAUGCUAGUACCAAAAACAGAUGCUCAAGGAAAUCCAAUCCUUAUGCCAAAGACAGACAUAUAUGGACAGCCAGUAACAGAUCUACAGGGACACACAGAUAUGGUGACAGUCUUGGUGCCAGGUCCAGGAGGUACAAAUACACCAAUGCUAGUACCAAAAACAGAUGCUCAAGGAAAUCCAAUCCUUGUGCCAAAGACAGACAUCUAUGGACAGCCAGUAACGGAUCUACAGGGACACACAGAGAUGGUGACCGUUUUGGUGCCAAGUCCACAAGGAACAAAUACACCCAUGUUAGUUCCCAAAACAGAUAAAUAUGGAAACCCACUGUUGGUUCCCAAAACUGAUGUCUAUGGACAGCCAGUGACAGACAUAAAUGGGCACACUCAGAUGGUCACAGUCCUGGAACCCAAACCAGAAGGGACCGAUAAGCCCACAGCUGUUCCCAAGACAGACAAGUUUGGUAACCCAGAACUGGUGCCUAAGACCGAUGCCUUUGGUAAGCCAGUGACAGACAUCAAUGGAAACACAGUUAUGGUCACAGUGAUGGUACCAGUCACCGAAUCACAAGGUAUCCCCACUGCUCGUCCCAAAACUGACCAGUUUGGAAAUCCAUUGUUGGUACCAGAGACCGAUGCUUUUGGCAAGCCACUGACUGAUGCUAAUGGGCACACAAAGAUGGUCACAGUCUUGGAACCCAUUCCCCAAGGAACUAACACACCACAGUUGGUACCAAAGACCGAUGCACAAGGAAACCCAAUAUUGCAACCGGAGACCGAUGCUUUUGGUAAACCAGUGACUGACAGUAAUGGGCACACUAAAAUGGUGACUGUCCUUGUUCCCGAGCCUGGUACUCAGGUGAAGCCAACAGCUGUACCAAAGACUGACAAGUUUGGAAACCCAGUCCUUGUACCAAAGACUGAUGUUUAUGGCAAACCAGUGACAGACAUCAAUGGAAACACAGUAAUGGUGACAGUGUUGGAACCAGUUCCUGGCUCACAGGCUGUUCCUACAGCAGUUCCAAAAACCGACAAAUUUGGAAACCCAGUGCUGAUACCAAAGACAGAUGCCUUUGGUAAACCAGUCACAGAUGCAAAUGGCCACACCAUCAUGGUCACUGUAUUAGAGCCCGUGCCUCAUGGACAGAGUACACCUGUGCUAGUCCCUAAGACAGACAAGUAUGGCAAGCCUGUACUGGAGCCAAAGACUGAUAUAUAUGGACAACCAGUCACAGACCAGAACAAGAAUACAAUCAUGGUCACAGUCUUGGAGCCCCUCACUCAGCCCCAAGGAGUUCCCACUGCCAGACCCAAGACAGAUGCCUAUGGAAAUCCUCUACUGGUACCAAAGACAGAUGCCUUUGGCAUACCUGUAACUGAUGCCAAUGGGCACACACAGAUGGUCACCAUCUUGGAACCUGUGCCAAGUUCCCAGGGAGUACCUACCGCUGCGCCAAAAACAGACAAAUUUGGAAACCCACUUCUCUUCCCCGAAACUGACAGAUAUGGAAUACCUGUAACUGACCAACUUGGCCACACCAAGCUUGUGACAGAAUUGGAAACCCUGCCACCUACCACCACUCCUGGCGUGGUGGUCACCACAUGUGCCACAUUUUGGUCCAACUGGUCCAAUGUGAACCACCCAGGAGGGUCUUUCCCCGGGGACAAAGAGCUGACCCCUGCAGAGUACACAGCCCGGACUGGCUUCUGUCAGGGUGGGUCCAUCAGUAGGGUUGAGUGCUACAGUGUGACAAUGGACGCUCCAUCCUACUCCACUGGCGAGAUCAUUAAGUGUGACACCAAGGUUGGACUGGAGUGCACUGAUGCGGACAAUUUCCCGAUGCCAUGCACCGACUACAAGAUCCGCUACUUCUGUGACAUCUGCUCUGCUGUGACACCUGGCUCUAAUGUUACUCCUGUCCCGUCUACCUCAAUCAAUGUGGGAGCCAGCACACCCAAGCCAACCUCACUGGUGUGUGCUGAUGGUAACUCCGCCCAACUUCCAAUCCACAUGGACGACAGCCAAUUAUCUGCAUCCUCAAGUCUCCGCCCCGAAUCCGGUCCCCAGAGAUCUCACCUGGACACCACCGGCACCACCUCACUGUCAGGUGGGUGGGUCCCGGCCAGCAAUGACAAGAACCAGUGGCUCAUGAUCAGCUUUACUGAGCCUGAGAUUAUCUACGCCGUCUCAACUCGCGGCCUGAACGGUGGCCAGAGCUGGGUGACGGCUUAUUACCUAAUGUACUCUAUGGAUGGACUGAAUUUUACUUUCUACCAGGAGCUUGGCCAGAGAAAGGUGUUCUCUGGAAAUUUCGACUCUGACACUGUCAAUACGCACACCCUGAAUCCUUUCGCUGCAAAAUUCAUCCGCAUUGUUCCUGAGAGAUGGAAUGGAGGCAUCGGACUCCGCUGGCAACUGAUUGGUUGUAAAGCUGCACCAUUAACAGUGGUAACAGGUCAAGGUUCCACCGUGACCCCUGCUGUGACCUCCACCCCCACCCCUGGGCCCCAGUGUGUAGAGAAAUGGUCUGAUUGGCUGAACAAGAACAGCCCUACCACCCAGGGUGCCCUCGGAGACUACGAAAAAAUGACCGACGCUGAGAAGGCUCAGUUCUGCCCAGGCGGUAAUGUGACCAAAGUAGAAUGUCACGCUGUCGACGGGGAUAUCCCCAGCUACAGCUCCGGGGAGAUCCUGACUUGUUAUCCCGACCAAGGCCUGGCCUGUAACAAUGCCGACAAUUUCCCCAUGCCGUGCUCUGACUACAAGGCUCGAUUCUUCUGUAGCUGUCCAGCCACACCAGCACCAACCACAUCUGGAACGGAUGCCAAUGCCAAAUCAAGCAACCUGGUACCAACAAAACCGGGCGGUCAUGAUAUUGCCACCACCUCCCCCACACCCCCACCAAUACCCUGCAAGGAGGGCUGGACCGCCUGGAUCAACCACAACAACCCAAGCAGUGGCACCGGGGACAGAGAACAGCUGACCGCCGCAGAGAAACUCCAGCUUUGUUCCGGCGGUAACUUCACCCAGAUUGAGUGCCACGUGGUAGAUGGGGACAUCCCGAGCUACAGUUCUGGAGAAGUGGCCGAGUGCUCUGUAGAUCGCGGAUUUACUUGUAAUAAUGCGGAUAACUUCCCCAUCCCAUGCUCCGAUUACAAGGCUCGUUUCUACUGCAAAUGUCCAGUAACACCACCAGGACCCACUGGGACCCAGAACCAUCACGUCACCACCAAGCUAGCAGUGACCGACUCCAGUGGUCGACCAGUCUCAUCCACCACCUCAAACACACCACCACCAAUCCCUUGCAAAGCUGGAUGGACCCCAUGGAUCAACCACAACAACCCAAGCAGUGGCACCGGCGACAGAGAACAGUUGACCGCCGCAGAGAAACUCCAGCUUUGUUCCGGCGGUAACUUCACCCAGAUUGAGUGCCACGUGGUAGAUGGGGACAUCCCGAGCUACAGUUCUGGAGAAGUGGCCGAGUGCUCUGUAGAUCGUGGAUUCACUUGUAAUAACGCGGAUAACUUCCCCAUCCCAUGCUCCGAUUACAAGGCUCGCUUCUUCUGCCAAUGUCCAGCAACAACAGCACAACCCACAGGGACACAGGCUCUUCAUGGUGGCACCACCAAGCCAGUGACAGACAGUGGUCGACCAGUCUCAUCCACCACCUCAAACACACCACCACCAAUCCCUUGCAAAGCUGGAUGGACCCCAUGGAUCAACAACAACAACCCAAGCAGUGGCACCGGGGACAGAGAACAGCUGACCGCCGCAGAGAAACUCCAGCUUUGUUCCGGCGGUAACUUCACCCAGAUCGAGUGCCACGUGGUAGAUGGGGACAUCCCGAGCUACAGUUCUGGAGAAGUGGCCGAGUGCUCUCUAGAUCGCGGAUUUACUUGUAAUAACGCGGAUAACUUCCCUAUCCCAUGCUCCGAUUACAAGGCUCGCUUCUUCUGCCAGUGUCCAGUAACUACAGCAGGACCAACAGGGACACAAGCUCUUCACGGUGGCACCACCAAGCCAGUGGUGACAGACUCCAGUGGCCGACCCAUUUCCUCCACUACCCAAACACCCCCACCCCACAAAAUCUGCAAAUCUGGAUUCACUGACUGGAUCAACCGGGACCGUCCGGAAUCCGGAAAUGGUGACCAUGAGGCCUUGACUGAUGCGGAGAAGGCGGACCGGUGUCCAGGAGGAUCCAUGACACGGGUGGAGUGUUACGCUGAGGCGGGCGAUAUCCCGUCCUACAGCUCAGGAGAAGUGCUCACAUGUGAUGCAGCCACAGGUCUCACCUGUAACAACGCCGAUAAUUUCCCAGUUACCUGUACAGAUUACAAGAUCCGAUAUUACUGUCAGUGCCCAGACAAUGGAAGUGGUGCAACCACACAUGCUCCGACUGUCAAAACAACAUCGACCCCAACCACACAGGCGCCGCAAUGUCAGACUCAGUGGUCUAGCUGGAUAAACACGGAUAAUCCGACAUCAGAGGGCAUGGAAUAUGAACACUGGACUGCUGUUCAGAAACUCCAGUUCUGCCCAGGUGGUACUGUGGACAAGAUUGAGUGUGUGACCGUGGAUGGAGACAUUCCGUCGUACAGCUCUGGAGAAAUGCUGACCUGUUACCCCGACAGUGGACUCGUCUGUAGAAACGCCGAUAACUUCCCCGUGGACUGUCAGGAUUACAAGAUUCGCUACCACUGCCAGUGUGCGUCAGCUCCAGUGAAGCCUGGUGGUAACUCAAGAACCACCUUGAGUCCAAACCAAUCAGGAACCUCCACCGAACCGGCCACUCACAUCCCGACUGUGUGUAAGGCUCCGAUGGGAAUGCAGUCCAAUCAGAUCCGGGACGAGAUGAUCACUGCCUCCAGCUUCAGGGACGGAAACAGUAGUCCUGAAAAAGCGCGACUGAACACCAACGGAUUCUGGAUGCCGGCUACCGACUCCAAGACCGAGUAUUUACAGAUCGACUUCUUACAGCAGGCGUACUUGACCGGAAUCUCCACACAGGGCCGUGCCGACGCUCCUUCGUACGUCACUUCCUAUAAACUACAGUUCUCCAAUGACGGAAUCAACUGGAAUACUUAUCGGGAGAAUAAUGCAGAGAAGAUCUUCAGUGGCAACUUUGACUCCUCAACCCCAGUGACGUAUUACUUCACCAGUCCUCUUCACGCCCAGUACUUGCGUAUCCUUCCACAGACCUGGCAAGGAAAAAUAGCACUUAGAGUAGAAGUCAUCGGAUGUCCUGUAACAUAUCCAACAACAACACCUCCACCUACCCCUAAACCAACCACAGUGGCCGUGACCCCAGCCCUGAAACCUGGAGUCACCUCGACCAUCAGAGACUCUUGCAUUGAGUACGACACCUGGGUCAAUGUAGGUCACAACACACCUGGCUCCUCAGGUGACAUCGAGCCCAUCGCCAAGGUAAAGGAGCUUUCUCACACCUGUCAGAACCCCCUCAGGAUCCAGUGUCAGACCGUCGGGGGCGUGGACUACGACCAGACCGGUCAGAUCGUCACCUGUAACCUGUGGGAGGGACUUACCUGUAACAAUAUGGACCAGUUUGACCCCACGGGCUGUCUGGACUACAGGGUCCGCCUGGGCUGUCUGAAGAAGACCCCCGAGUGUGUACCACCCACCCCCAACACCAACCUUCACAAGACAGAUGCCCCCGCACUGAACCCCCGCGUCAUGCCUUGUUUUGAGGGACUGGACACCUCUCAGUGCCCCAACUGUACUGGUGGAUUAUACUGUGAUGGACUGCACUGUGUGAAGAAAGCAGACUGUACCUGUCAGUACAAGAACAAAAUCAUUAUGAAAACGGACAUUGUCACAACAGACACGUGCGAGACCUGCCAGUGUUACAGUGGAGAACUCCGAUGUGUUCCGAAGAGCUGCCCACCCUGUGCUAGUGGUGAGACAAAAGUUGUGAAUAUGACCACCUGUAGCUGUUCAUGCAAGUCUUGUGAUGCCAACCAGUUCCGAUGUGGAAACGGACAGUGUAUUUCAUCUUCAUCCAGAUGUGAUGGCGUCAUCGACUGUGAUAACGAUGAAGUUGGAUGCUUGGUCCAGCCUCACUUCACCCCUCCAAUGAUCCCCACCCUGUCCCCCCAGGCCGGAUCUCACGCCCCACCCAACCAUCAGACCACACCCUUCCAUGACGGACAUGUUGCCACCACCCACACAAAGCAUCCAGUAUGCCGACCCCGAUGGUCAGAUUGGAUGAACACUCAUCACCCUGGAGACCCAGGAAGCACCGGGGACCAUGAACCGAGCGCCGCCGAAUUCGCUGCCAACUACCACUUCUGUAACGGUGGCAACAUCACCAAAGUGGAGUGUUACUCUGUUUCCAUGGAGGCUCCGGCGGAAUCGUCCGGGGAAAUCCUGGUGUGUACUCCCAGUAAAGGACUUGUGUGCGAUGACUCCGAUAACUUCCCGAUUCCGUGCGGGGACUACAAGAUCCGGUAUUAUUGUGAUUGUGUUAUCAGCACUCCAGGGGUCUCCCCACUGACAACACCAGCCCCCAAACCAUCCUGUGAUUCCAUCCACUGUCAAAGUCUUGUAAAGCCUCCCCUAAUGCCGGGGGAGAUGGCCCACGUUGUUAAGACGACCGACGGCUGCUGUGACAAGUACGAAGUGGUGUGUAAACCAGAGACCUGUGCUGUUCAGCCUCCGACGUGUUCACCCCCCCAGGUCAUGAGGAAUUCUAACCCCGGGGCCUGCUGUCCCACAUUCAAGUGUGAGUGCCCCCUAGCAUGUCCAAUGUUAGUGAAGCCAUCAUGUCCAACAGGGAAGAUUCCUGUGGUAAUAGAUACCUCCUGUAAUUGUUCCACCUACAUGUGCCUCAUCCCAGUUCCUCUACAUCAAGGCCCACAACUCUGCUGGUACAAAUACUCAAAUGGGACUUCCCUUUCCUUCCAAGUCAAUCAGAGCUGGACGGAGGGAGCGUGUAGGUCGUGUCAAUGUCAUGGUCUGUCAGGAGGGGUGGAGACGGUGUGUCACACCGAGCGAUGCUCAGCCUGCCCCCUAGGUACGACUGUUGACCACAGUGAAUCCAGCAGCUGUUGUGGGACCUGUCGACAGACCGGGUGUGUGGUGGACGGUCAUACAUACCAAGAUGGUGAGGCUUUGCCAAACCCAAUGAAGUGUUACAACAAGAUUUGUUCCGCUAGCACGUCAGGGUUUAUAAUCCGAGAAACUCAAAUAACCUGUCCUAAGGACAAUCUCCCAGCAUGCACUGGGAAAUCUUUAGAAUACGACAGUUCCGGAUGCUGCCCUACGUGUGUCAUCACUCCCACAAGUUCCAGCUUGAUUAACACCUGUACCACCUGUCAGCCCGUCCCUCAGUUUGACAGCCCGUCGCUGACCAUCGGGUACUUCUCCGUGGUGGAGGGUAACAGCACCACCUGUCAGAACAAGGAACCGCUGCCCGACCUGAAGCAGUGCUCCGGUCACUGCGAAUCUAGAGCCACCUACACCGCUGUCAUGCAGGGCUUUGACAGUAACUGUCAGUGUUGUCAGCCAUCGCGGACUGUCACGCGAACGGCGGUGCUCACGUGUUCCGACGGAUCCACCAGAAGUAGGUCGUAUUCUGUGCCCGAGGCGUGCGGAUGUAGUGCGUGUUCUGGAACUACAUGACCUUGAACUUUUAUAAUGGCAUCUUUUUCAUAGACAUUUUACAUCACUGUUAAACAUUUAUAUUUUUUAACCAGUUAUACUUUGCUUUUUGAAUAUUUUCCUCUUUUAUGCAUUGUUGUUUUUAUGUAUAGUUGUGCGUUUAUCAAAUAAAUGCAAUCAUUUUA
Molecule: messenger RNA, 30533 nt
Organism: Magallana angulata
Lineage: Eukaryota; Metazoa; Mollusca; Bivalvia; Ostreida; Ostreidae
Product: mucin-5AC-like
Exons: 82
Coding region: 124-30369 (10081 amino acids)
Cellular component (GO): extracellular matrix
Molecular function (GO): protein binding
Source: RefSeq, a predicted model, not a curated record